AUGGCCGAUCCUGUUCCUGCCAUUGUCUUGGAUACCACCAAAUCUCUUACAUAUGCUUCUUCCCCAUAUUACCUGCACGCAUCUAAUCAACCAAACCAACUCCUUGUUGAUGCUCUUCUAAAUGGAGACAAUUAUCCUGCUUGGCGUCGAUCGGUAACAUGCGCCUUGAAUGCCAAAAAUAAAUUAGGAUUCGUCCUUGGCACCAUCAAACGUCCAACUACAAACACAACAGCUGCACUUCUUUGGGAUCGUUGUUGCGACAUGAUAAUGUCGUGGUUACUUCAUUCCAUUGAUCGAUCUCUCACCGGAAGCCUCCUUUAUUGUGAAACGCCCAAUAACCUAUGGGUCGAACUGGAAACCAGAUUUCAGCAAAGCAACAAGACCAAAAUUUUCACCCUCAAACGUGACCUUGCCACUCUUCACCGAGGACAUCAAUCAAUCACUAAUUACUAUGGAAAAUUGAAAGAGUUAUGGGAUGCAUUAGCCUCCCUCCAACCGGUCAAUACAUGUACAUGCGGGGUAGCAAAGACCAUAUCUGAAACGCAAGAUUCGGACAAAGUUUAUCAAUUUCUCUUGGGAUUAAAUGAUAGUUUUCUGCACUGCUCUAGUCACAUCUUCAGAUCAUUUUACAUUUAUGAUAGCUCUAUCACAAUCCUCCGAUCCCACUUGAUACUCUCAAGCUGUUAA
Messenger RNA from Olea europaea var. sylvestris, 687 nucleotides. RefSeq lists its product as uncharacterized. NCBI's taxonomy places the organism in Eukaryota, Viridiplantae, Streptophyta, Magnoliopsida, Lamiales, Oleaceae. The record is from RefSeq and is a predicted model, not a curated record. The coding region runs from base 1 to 687 and encodes 228 amino acids. The transcript has 2 exons.